Messenger RNA from Papilio xuthus (Asian swallowtail), 2558 nucleotides. It is a transcript of the gene btz, whose product is annotated as CASC3 exon junction complex subunit. Gene Ontology annotation, cellular component: exon-exon junction complex. The coding region runs from base 184 to 2436 and encodes 750 amino acids. NCBI's taxonomy places the organism in Eukaryota, Metazoa, Arthropoda, Insecta, Lepidoptera, Papilionidae. The record is from RefSeq and is a predicted model, not a curated record. Gene Ontology annotation, biological process: mRNA processing. Gene Ontology annotation, molecular function: mRNA binding. The transcript has 18 exons.
GUAACAUUUAUGGCCGCUUGAUUUCUUUUCUUGUUUAUUUGACGUUCUUGCGUAUUCUGUUGAUCAGGAGGGGAUAUCUACUGAAAAUAAUUGCGUUAAUCGUCGGCAAACAUUUGCUGCAUUAAACUGUGAAUUAAAAUUGUCAAUCUGGAAGUGAUACAAGUAACCCGUGAGGACGCCAGUAUGACGUCCGUAGUUAGAAGAAGGGAACAGGAUGAUUCCGGCGAAUAUUCGGAUGCAUCUCAGGAUAAUGAUCGCAGCAACUCGUUAACCGACGGGGCAGCGAUCGAAUCCGAUUACGAUUCAGCCGCGAGUGAAUCAGAAAAUUCUGAACGAGAUCCCGAGAAUCAGGAAACUGAGAGAAGGGUUGAUGAUGAUGAAGACAGGAGCAAUCCUCAAUACAUACCUAAGAGAGGGACGUUUUAUGAACAUGAUGACCGAACUGCUGCCAGUGGUGAAGAAUCGGCCAAUACAACAUCUGAUGUGGCUUCAGAGAAGAAGGAAGGCUCUGAAGCGCCUACUGAGCGCAGGCGACCGCCUCGCAAGUCGGAAUCCGUAAAUAAAUGGUCUCAUGACAAAUAUAAUGAAAAUGAACAGAUGCCAAAAUCCCGUGACGAGUUGGUUGCGAUAUACGGCUACGAUAUAAGGAAUGAAGACGCACCGCCUCAUGCGCGUAGGAAUAGACGAUAUGGACGUGGACCUAAUAAGUACACUCGUACCUGGGAAGACGAGGAGGCGUACCGUCGUCAGGCCGCGCAGCAGCCUCGCAAACCUCCCAACCCUGAAGACUUCCCAGAAUUAGAUGCACCGCCAAAGUUCAAUUCCAGCAGAAAGACAAGAGCCCCUCGUCCAAGGUCCAAAUCUCAACCGGCAUCAAAUGAUUCAUCGGACAGGAGUGGUCAGCUGAGACGUAAUGCAUCAAUAAAGACCAAAGCGAAGCCCGCAGUCAAACCUGUCAAAGUCAAAAAUGUCAAACCAGCGGCCAAAGACAAGUUGCCAGCGUUGGAGAAUCUUACUAUAACUACGAUUUCUAAUAAUACUGAGGGUCCAGCAGCGCGGCGGGUGAGCGCUCCGGUGGCGCAGCAGCGACCUGUGCCCACUGAACAGGCCAAGAAGAAACCAACACCAGCACAGCCGCAGCAGAAUAAUGCGGCUACGAAACCGCAAACUCAACAAGUACAGCAGAAACCCCAACAGAAACCGCAACAACCGAAACCGCAACAAAAUCAACCGCAAACAACUGCAAAUGCGGAAUCAAAAGCGGGUGGUAGUAAGCGGUACAGCAGUUUGCGACAACGACCCCUCGCAGAGACAUAUUCCCCGCAACAACCACAACCAACAAUGCAACAACCGCAACAACAACAACCAAGUGUCCAACAACCAAGUGUCCAACAACAAAGUGUCCAACAACAAAGUGUCCAACAACAAAGUGUCCAACAACCGCAACCUACACCACAACCAACGCAACAACCGCAAACGACACAACAACCAACACAACAGAAUCAACAACAUAGAUAUCAUGCAGAUUAUCCAGGUAACGGUCCCAACCAGUCGCAGCAUCAGGGCAGCCCAGUACCCCAGAUACAUCCCCAGCAGUUAAUGCAUCAACAACCUUUGAAUGUGCAUCGUAAUAAUGUGAGCCAACCACACGGACCUUCGCCCCCGCAUCAGGCAAUGCAGCCACAGCACUCGCAACAGGUGAGACUUGGUAUACUGGAUCAGCCGCCGCAAAUGGUCUCCCAUCCUCACCACACCAUGCACAAUAUACCACCUCAACAACAUAUAGGACAAAUCCCCCCAACGCAAGGAUACGCCCCACCCGCCAUGAUGCCCGCUCAAUAUAUGCAGCAAAGCGGUAGUGGUGCGGUGUUCGGUGGCGCGCCGAUCUACGCGCAGCCUCCCGCCGCAUACCCACAUCAGAUGUACCAGCACCACAACUACACACAGGCCGGUGGUGUGACGUACUACAACUGCGCGGAACAGGAGCAGCCGCCGCCGCAGCCGCUACGUGCGCAGCGCAGACCCACCGCCGCCAUACCCAUUGUGAGACCUCACGCGCCUCACGCGCCUCACGCGCCUCACGCGCCUCACGCGCCUCACGCGCCUCACACAACUCAUACACCCAAUGCAACGUCCAAUACUGCUGCACCCCCAGACAGACCUGCUAAUUCAACAGAGAAGGAUAAUAUAGAUAGAAUUGUGGAGAAUAUGUUUGUAAGAAAGCCCUGGCCUGCACACGGAGCUGAACAACCAAAAGAUAAAACACAAGAGAACAGAAGUUCGCAAGAGCCUGCCAGUAAAGAAUCAUCACAGCCGAACAGUCUUACCUCUAGUUCAACAUCUGAUAAACCUUUGGAGAGCGUACAGAAGGAGGCAGAAGAGAAAACGGAGAAGAUCGCAGAAGGUGACGUCACAGAAAAUAUAAUAGACGCCUGACUGGUAAAAAUAAAUUUGUAUGAGAGAUAUGAAACUAAAUAUUGUAGUGGAAGAUAGUUUUUUUUAAUUAUGAAAGUGGUCACACAUUUUUUUUUAUUUUUCCAGUUUUUUUUUGUCUGAAU